Linum trigynum is the source of this 327-nucleotide messenger RNA. The record is from the annotation of a GenBank genome assembly. Lineage: Eukaryota; Viridiplantae; Streptophyta; Magnoliopsida; Malpighiales; Linaceae.
AUGGCCGCUGGGAAGGGAAUCGACAAUUCAAAUGGGAUCGAUUCGGCAUCAGAAUCCAUCGAGGCAGGGUUGGUUCGUGGUUGGAUCAUCUUCUCGGAGUUGCCAAGUCAUGGUCGGACUGAGAUUGAGCAACGAAGGUGCAAGAAAUAUUCGAUCGAUCCUUCCUCUGUUUCGGGCGCUACUCCUUCCGGAGACUUCCCCAUCGGAUUCACAAGGCACGGGAAACUAAUCGUCGCCUGCCACCGGGAAAGUAUUGACAGUGGCAGAGGGGAAAAGAAACGGCUAAUAGGAGGGUUAAGUGAGGGACUUAAUUGUAAUUAUCAUUAA